AUGCGCAACAGAGUCGCCGCGGCGGCGGCCAUCGUUCUCGCAAUCGUCCUCCUCCGCCGCCAGCGCAGCCGGACCAUUACAGCACACCGGCGGGACCUGGCGCAUGUCAAAUUCGAGGUCCAUCUCCUGGAAAAGCAGCUCGAGCUCGCGGGGCUCGAGGCCGACGCAUCGCGCGCCCGCCACGAGCGGGACCUCCGGCAGGCGGCCGUCGACGCAGCACAAGAGCUGUCGAGCGCGCCCGCGGCGGCCGCGCAACCGCCCGCGGCGCCAGCGGCGCGGGCGCCGCCGCCGCCGGUGGCGCCCGCGCCGCCGCCGCCGCGUCCACCAGCGACGCCGGCGGCGCCCGCGCCGCCGCCCGCGACACCACGGCCACCACCAGCAACGGGCCCGCUGACCUACCUGCGGGACCCCGCGUCGAAUGCCCCGCGCCGCCGCAUCACGGUCGUCGUCUACAACAAAAUUAGGGGCUACCUCGACUGGCUCCGGCCGGACUUCGUGAACGACGCCCGCACAAAGUGCUCGACGGAGUGCGUUUUCACGGACCGACGGACGGCGCACGACGGCCUAUUGUUCCACGCGAAAACUCAUUCCGCACGAGACUUUCCCCGCGGCAAGAAGUCCGCGAAGUAUCUACUGGUAAGUCUAGAACAGGACAAGUACGCGCCACUACUGCGAAAUCCGAACUACGUCUCGCGUUUCGACUACGUCAUGACCUACAACCUCGAUUCGCACCUGCCGAUGAUCACGGUGCACCCGCACUGGAACGCUUCCGUGUACUUCGCGGCGCAAGGUGUACCCUGGGCGCAGAAGAAGAAUGCGGUUGCGGCAUUUGUGUCGAAUUGUAGGAAUGCCGGCGCGGAGCAGCGGCUGAAAUUGCUCGAGGAACUCGGCAAGCACUACGAGGUCCAUUCUUAUGGAAGAUGCUUACAUAAUCGGGACGAACCGCCGCUCAAAAAGGGCGAAAGCCGCGGCGAAGCCAAAAGGCGUCUAUUGGCGUCGUACAAAUUCUCAUUAGCGUUCGAAAAUGCCGUCGUCGGCGAUUAUGUGUCCGAGAAGGUCUACGACGCGUUGCUGGCGGGUUCUCUACCGUUGUAUAGGGGUGCAAAAAGAGUCGACGACCUGCUGCCGUCUCCGAAAUCUGUGGUCAAAUUCAGUGAUUUCCAAGACGACGCGCGGAAGCUCGCGGGCCAUUUGGAGUACCUCGCUUCCAAUGAACAGGCGUACGAGGAGUACUUCGCGUGGAAGCGGACUGGUGAUAUGGCGGCCUUCGACCGGGUCCUGGACAUGACGGCUUAUAAAUAUACGGCGCUGUGUCGAGUGUGCGCGCGGCUCGCGCAAGAUCUACCUGUGUAA
Molecule: messenger RNA, 1353 nt
Organism: Pelagomonas calceolata
Lineage: Eukaryota; Pelagophyceae; Pelagomonadales; Pelagomonadaceae
Source: the annotation of a GenBank genome assembly